This is a messenger RNA of Aspergillus ruber CBS 135680, 384 nucleotides long. RefSeq names its product mitochondrial 54S ribosomal protein mL41. The record is from RefSeq and is a predicted model, not a curated record. Bases 1 to 384 code for a protein of 127 amino acids. Lineage: Eukaryota; Fungi; Ascomycota; Eurotiomycetes; Eurotiales; Aspergillaceae. Gene Ontology annotation, molecular function: structural constituent of ribosome. Gene Ontology annotation, cellular component: mitochondrial large ribosomal subunit. The transcript is spliced from 2 exons. Gene Ontology annotation, biological process: translation.
AUGUUCAAGCCUUCGCAACCGAUGAUGGCGCGAUUGCGCCUAACAACGAAGCAGGUCAACGGCGGCUACUACAAGGGAACCCGGAGCGGCUCGAUGGGUUAUUUCGCAAAGAACGGCUCCUAUGUGAUCGAUUGGAAGAAAGUCCGGACAUACGUUGUACCAGAAGACCUUGACCAGUUCAAGCUUACUCCGUUCGUGACCAAGGCUAUGGCUCCGACAAAGAGUAGAUACACGGACGAGGUCGAGAAGGAUGGCAAAUUUGUUACACGAGAGAAGGCGUUUGAAGGAAAAGACUACCUCGAGCUAUGGACAUCGGAUAAUGGACAAGAGGUUCUUGAGAUGGAGCGUCUUGAUCGUGUGGAACCAGAGGCCAAGUCCGCUUAA